UGUCAUCGUCAACAAUGGCUGCCUCGCUAGACCGUGUGCAACUUACUGUAGGCAGGAACACACGACACGGUGACGCGGCGUGAAUAAUUUAUGCCAUGCAUGUGCCUGGUGGGGUUCUGUGUCAUUUAGACACACGAGAUAAUCGUUAAUGGGCGUCAGAAUCUGACAGGGUUCACCGCUGCGUUAAAGGAACAUGAGACGCACCUGUUGACGAUGUGAAUACAUAGGAGAAGUUAAAAUAAAGGAGAAAUAGAAGAAGUUAAAAAUAAAUAGAAAUAAGUAGGAAUAAGUAAUAAGGGUUCGGUCUUUGGCUGGCCGUAGUUCCUGCAUUGGCUGUGCAAGACCUUCUUCCUGCACUACAGGUCAGAUGAUGGGCUGAGCUGUUGUCUGGACCCCCAGGUCCACGCAGCCCUGUCUGUACGGACUACCUUGUAGGCCAUGAAAACCUCGCACACUGGAACUUAAACGGCUGCUUAUUGUAUAACACAGAGCUUAUGAAUGAAUGAACGGCCCAAAUGUUAUGAAUAAAAGAGUUUUCCCUUUUUAUUUUAAGGAAUGGAUUAUGGCUGGCUUGCUGCAUAAAUUAUAUUUGACUUCUUAUUAAAAUGCAAGUUGUCCGCAUAAAAUCUAGAAAAUGAAUUUUCAAAAAAAAAAAAAAAAAAAGCAUUUAAAAAUAAAACCACACCACUGUAUGUUUAGCAAUCAAUCCAUCAAACUAUGUCAGGUGACAUAGUACGUGUGAUCAUCACCGCUAACGCUUGGCUGCCUUUCUACAUUCGGCGGCACACGCGGCUUUAUAAUGAACCGAGGAUAACCCCAAAUGACGUAGACGUAUGGAUAAUAUGCAAUAACGCCGCGUGGCCGCUCCGCGUUUAGAAGCUCCGUUAGACGCUGGGGGCAGUUCGCCUGAAUCAAGGAUGAGAGGCUUUGUGGACCCGCGCCACGCUGACCACCCUGCCGCUCUGUCGUCUCAUCGCAAACUCUUGUGCACCCUCUGGUGCUUGGUCGUCUCCAAAACUUCUUUGUGCUGCCUGCUUUGCAGAUUGUCUUCCUUGUCUCUGUGGUUGCUCAUUAUUCAGAGACAGACGGAUCUCAGGUCAUCUGCAGCUGCAGCGGAGGAGAAGCAGGAAAGAUGGCGAUCGUCCACUAGACCGGGCACGCGCAGGAGAUCCGGGGCAACUUUUGAGAAGCUCGCUUUUCAGGACACGGCCGUUUCCCUGAUUUUCCAGGGUGUCCUUAGCGAUGGAGGUGCUGCAGUGCGACGGCUGCGAUUUCCGCGCGGACUCCUACGACGAGCUGAAGGUGCACAUCCAGGAUGUCCACACGGCCUUCCUGCAGCCCGCGGAGGUGGGGGACGGGUCCCCGCAGCGGUCCACGUCCAACUCCGGCAACUCUCUCAGCCACACCGAGGACGAUGAGGAGGACCUCAACAGUAACGAAUAUGAACUCCUGCACAAGGAAGCAGUCCUCAACUCCUUUGAUUCAGACUCUGGGAACUUCUCCACUUCAAACCAAAUGAUAUACAGUCCACCAGCCAACCAGUCCAGCAAGACAGCAAGCCCAUUUUUCCAGUGCAAGUUCUGUGUACGCUACUUCAGAUCAAAACCCCUCCUUAGUGAGCACACUAGGAAGGUCCACGGUAUUGCAGGAGAUGACGGUGCACUCAUUGCUUCCAAGCAGUUGGGCUUCGAUGUUACAGUGCAUGAAGGUGUAGAGAAAGUGUACUCCUGUCAGUAUUGCGCGUACAAAUCUCCCCUCAGAGUCCGGAUCCUGAAACAUCAGAGGAUGCAUCACAAGGAUGGCACAUCGGGGCACUCAGAUUCUCCCGCCGAAGCAGAUGCGGGAAUUCUGGACGUGGACUCGGACGCUUCGUCUUCAGAGCAGCAGUGCCAGGGCUUGCCGGAUGACCAUACAGAGCGGAGCGUUCUGGAAUCCAUGAUCAAGCCUCAGUGCGGAGGCGGCUUCGACUGCGAGUGGUGCGGCUUUCAGACGACGCAAAGACAGCGGUUGUGCGAUCACAUCAUGAAGAAGCAUCGUAACAUGGUUAAGAUCAUGGUGUCGUUACAGCAGCCCAAAGCAGAAGGAAGUGCAGGAUCCUCCAAGUCGGAUUCUGCUUCGUCACCAAGAAGCACCCCAACGUCCAAUCUGAUGCUAAAUGACCUAAGUGGAAAUGAAGGCUCGUCGGUGAACCCCUCUUCUGUGACAGGGCACACGUCACUGAAGUCCGCACCAGGGCUGACAGAUUUUCAGUAUUCCCAGAUCACAAAAAAGAUACCCAACGCCACUGGGUCUUCCAUACUGUCGGAGAGAGUGAGCUUCGGAAUGUCAGACCUCUCCAACUCGGGAGCAGACCUGGACACCAGCGUGCUAAACGAUUCGAGGAGCAGCUCAGAGGACGAACUCUGUGAAAUGGACGAUCCCAGUUACGCCGACCCCGUGUCUGCUGAUGACUCAGCUAAGAUGCUCCUGUCAGAGGAGGACACCACACUUCUGGAGACGAAAGGAUUUCCAAUCAGAAGACAUCUGAAUAAGUUCCAGUGUCCCUUCUGUCCCCUUCUGACCACGCAUUGGCAGAGUAUCUCUCGUCACAUAGAGAAUGUGCACUUAUCCAGUAAAACCACCCUAUACAAGUGUGACCAAUGUCCAUUUCUUUGCACCAAUCCAGUUAAACUUGGCACACACAAGGAAUGUCACGGCGGGUCCUCCACUGACUGGGACCUAGCCAACGAAAGUCCAGAGGGCCAGAAUGAAGACUUGGAGCCGGUGAAUGGAGGUGAUGGCAGUUCUAAAGUCAAUGGCAAGAAAUCUGCUGCUGAAGAAGACCAAAACUCUCAUCACUGUUCACUCUGUGACUUUUCUUCUGCAACACCGAAAGGGUUACGCGUCCACCAGCAAAAUAAGCAUUCAUACUCUGAGGAGAUGCAGGCCACAAGUCAAGAGGGUUCAUCCAAUGAGCAGCAGGACUCAGAGUCUGAAUCGUACGGCUCUUCAAACUUUGUGCAAAAAACUCAAACGUCAAUCCUCGGAUUUUCAUCCAGAAAGCACCUUAUUGGGAAGACGGCCAGGAAGUCUAUCAAUGACUUGCCCUUGGAUCUGUCUCCUGUCAAGAAAAGAACAAGAAUCGACGAAAUUGCAAACAACCUUCAAAGCAAGAUCAGCCAAAGCCAGCAGCACGAGGACGUGAUUAACAUAGAGGACAUGGACGACGAAGAAGAGGAGAACGAAAACCAUGUUGAUGAGAAAAAGGAAAGAGAGAAUGCUGAAAUUCAAAGUCGCCGUUUCACUUAUAACACACAACACCUGUACAUCAGGAAAUCCGCCGGCGCCCAGGCUGAGCGCGGCGUUGGCAAACGAAAGCGCAGCUUGCAAACAAAGCUAAGCUCAAGAAAUGUUCCCAUCCAAGUCACUGUUUCCGACGAUGAGGACAACGGUUUCGGCGCCUCGGUAGAGUCUAAGGCCAUUCAAGAGCAGAGCGGUCACGACAGCAGAGAGGCGUAUCAGGAGAAUGCCGAAUACACAGAGGAACCUGGGAACCUUUUCUACUGCAAACACUGUGAGUACCAGAACAAAUCGGCACGCAGUGUGAGCACUCAUUACCAGCGCAUGCAUCCCUAUAUAAAAUUUAGCUUUAGAUACAUUCUUGAUCCAGAGGAUCAGAGUGCCGUCUUCCGUUGUCUCGAGUGUUUCAUAGAAUACAACAACUUCAGUGACCUGCACCAGCACUACAUGGAUCAUCAUCCGGAAGCUAGCAACGUUCUCAACUUUAAUCAGCCAGAUUUGGUGUACACGUGCCGCUUCUGUUCGUACACCAGCCCGAAUGUGAGGAGCCUAAUGCCCCAUUACCAAAGAAUGCACCCUUCUGUAAAAAUCAACAAUGCCAUGAUAUUCUCCAGCUACGUCGUUGAUCAGCCUCAGAAGGGUGCAGCAGAGUCGCAGACACUGAGAGAAAUCCUGAACUCUGGGCCCAAGAACUUCACAACCUCCACGUCCCGUUCUUCAUCCAGUCCUGCACUUAAAAACCUGUGCAAGGCCCCUGACUCCAGUAUGGACACUGAAGCCUUUAAGGAAACUCUUGAUGGAAAUGUUGUAGUUUAUGACUGUGAUAUUUGCUCCUUCGCAAGCCCUAACAUGCACUCAGUGUUGGUGCACUAUCAGAAGAAGCACCCAGAACAAAAGGCCUCAUACUUUCGCAUUCAAAAAACGAUGCGGGUCAUAUCCGUAGACCGAACACAACCGUCCACCAAGUCAACUUACAACCUCUCCAGUACGCCAAAGUCUUCGAAUGUGGUUUUGCCCUUGGGUCUGGAUGAGGAGGUUUUCUACUGCAAACACUGUGUUUACAACAAUCGAUCCGUGGUGGGUGUUCUUGUUCAUUACCAAAAGCGACAUCCAGAAAUCAAGGUAACGGCAAAGUACAUAAAGCACGCCCCUCCUACACCAGGGCUGAUGAAGCUUAUGGACGAGUUACAAAUUUCUCCCCCUAAACAAUUUUUGAAGCAGUUCAGCACUAACGCGGCGGAAGGGUCCGGCAAUUCGCACCCGAAAGGAACAACAGACAAAGGAGAGGGUGAAAUACUGUUUUUCUGUCAGCACUGCGACUACGGGAACCGCACUGUGAAAGGAGUGCUGAUCCAUUACCAGAAAAAGCACAGAGACGUAAAAGCAAAUGCAGAUCUGGUCCGGAGACAUACUGCUGUAGUUCGCAGUCGGAGAGAACGGGCUCAGAUGAUCCCAACAGGAAGUUCCACAUCCACCAUGACCUCGGCGACAGACGCUGAGAAAUCAAGAGCCCUUAGGUCUUUAAAAUGCAGGCACUGCGUCUACACCUCUCCCUACGUGUACGCCUUGAAGAAGCAUCUGAAGAAGGAUCAUCCCACUGUGAAGGCCACAGCCAUGACCAUCCUGCACUGGGCUUACCAGGACGGUGUCUUGGAGGCUGGUUAUCACUGUGAGUGGUGCAUCUACUCCCAUGCUGAGCCUAACGGGCUGCUCAUGCAUUACCAAAGACGACACCCAGAGCACAACGUGGACUACGCAUACAUGGCCAGCAAGCUGUGGGCAGGUCCGGACACUUCCAGGCAAGGGGGCAACGGCGACAUCAAGCAUUACCAGUGCAGAGAUUGCGCUUUUGAGGCUUGUUCCAUUUGGGACAUUACCAACCAUUACCAGGCUGUUCACCCAUGGGCUAUCAAAGGCGAUGAGUCUGUUCUCAUCGAUAUCAUCAAGGGAAACAACACGCCAGAGAAGCUGCUACCCCAAAUGGGAAAGGGGACUGUUUCCAUUUCCAGUCAAUUUAGCAGUCACCAGUCUGAAGAGGCCACCAUGGAGACCAGCAGGUCCGCACCUGAACGACACUCCCACUUUUCCUUCUCCACCACCUCCUCCAUAUCAACCAACCCCUACCAGUGCACCGUGUGCCUGUCUGAGUACAACAGCCUGCAUGGGCUCUUGACCCACUAUGGCAAAAAGCACCCAGGCAUGAAGGUCAAGGCGGCGGACUUCGCACAGGAAGCAGACAUCAACCCCAGCUCGGUUUACAAGUGCAGACACUGUCCGUAUGUGAACUCGCGCAUCCACGGCGUCCUCACACACUACCAGAAACGCCAUCCGCUGGUCAAAGUCACUGCAGAAGACUUUGCAGAUGACAUCGAGCAGGUGCAAGAAUUGAUAACCGACGGAGACGAGCGAUCCAAAAGCCAAAGGCAGGGUUACGGUGCCUACAGGUGCAAGAUGUGCCCUUACACUCAUGGCACGCUUGAAAAGCUGAAGGUACAUUAUGAGAAAUAUCACAAUCAGUCGGCAUCAGACAUGUUCGCGCUGUCACACCGGCAGUCUCCCGCCAGCAGGGACGACUCUGUAGCUGAAUGCAGCGUGACGGAAGUCUCCGAGGUCGACUUUGACCUCGCUCUCUCGGAAUUUGCGAAGGGAGAGAAGCACGCCGUGUUCCGAUGUCAGCUUUGCAAGUAUUUCUGCUCCACCAGAAAGGGCAUAGCCCGGCACUACCGUAUCAAACACAACAAUGUCCGGGCCCAGCCAGAAGGAAAAAACAACGUCUUUAAAUGCGCCCUGUGCUCCUACACCAACCCCAUCCGCAAAGGCCUCGCUGCUCACUAUCAGAAACGGCACGAUAUCGAUGCCUACUACACGCACUGUUUGGCCGCAUCCAAGUCCGUGGGGGAGAAGCCCAAUAAAGUGAUGGUGCCCUUGUCGUCCGGGGAGGACGGUCCCGCACUGAGCGAGGAGCUGAGGCAGGCCGUGGAGCGCCGCAGGUGCUCUCUCUGUUCCUUCCAGGCGUUCAGCAGGAAAAGCAUCGUCUCGCACUACAUCAAGCGCCAUCCGGGCGUGUUCCCUAAAAGGCAACACUCCAGCAAACUGGGGCGGUACUUCACCGUCAUCUACCCCCGCGAACCGGAGAAACCGGCCACCGGCGAGGACGUCGAACUGGUGGAGGUGAAAUCGGAGGCCGAUCAGGAGAGCGAUGUGGAGUGGCUGCCGUUCAAGUGUCUCAAGUGCUUCAAGCUGUCGUUUGGCACCGCCGACCUGCUCGUUACACACUACAAUGGCUACCAUGGCAAAGAGCUGAAGCAUGACUUUGUCACCAUUCAGAGCCCGGUGGAGGAUGGUGCUGAGCUCUACCAGUGUGUUCACUGUGAAAUCAAGUUCCUCACGCUCCCGGAGCUCAGCGCACAUCUCAUGAACCAUAACGAAGAAUUCCAGAAGCGAGCCAUGCGGCAGGAGAGGCGGAAGCAGCUCCAGAGCAGACAGAAGACUGCGGAGGCUCCAGAGAACAGGCCUGAACACAAGGGGGACACCUCUGACAGAGCUCCUAUUGGCUACAGAUGCAACUUCUGCGUUGAGAUGCACCCGACUCUUAGAGCGAUCUGCAACCACCUGAGGAAGCACGUUCAGUACGGGGAAGUCAAAGAGGGCCAUGUCAAGCAGGAAGUGGAGGAGGUGCCAGUGGCCGACGCCAUAGGCAACGGCAGCGUGGAGGACGCGGUUGCCGUCGACGCCGCCCACUCGGAUGAGGGAGACUCCUUGCUGGUCACCGCGGAGACAGAAGAUGGCGGGCCAGUGGUGUGUGGCGCGGGGCAGGAGAAAGCGGGGCAUCCGUGCGGCGUGUGCGACCGCGUGUUCAUGUCUAUGCAGGGCUUGCGCUCCCACGAGAGGAGUCACUCGGCAACGGCGCUGAUCAGCCGAGGAGACAAAUACAGCUGCCAGUACUGCCAGUUCCAGUCUCCAUUCAGACACAAUUUGGACAGACACGUGCAGUCUCACCACGGUCACCACAAGCCGUUCCGCUGUAAGCUCUGCCCGUUUAAGUCUGCAUACCUGAGCCGUCUGAAGAGUCACCUUCACAAAUCGCAUGCAGGUGAGAACACCUACAAGUGCAUCUCGUGCUCCUUCUCUACCAUGACGAUCGGACAGCUGCGCGAGCACUCUCUGAGGGAGCACGGCGAGAGUCUCACCCUGCCGAAACUUCGGGCGGGAACGGCCCUCCGCACCACGCGGCCCCACCCAAUCUCCACGCACCCUUCGCUCAGUCCAGACGCUCACGAGCCUGUAGGGUAUUUGGAGCCCCCGGACGUCCAGCAGCAGCUCAGUCACUACCAGCUGGCAUCGCGUGGUCAGGCUGCUGUGGUGUCCUGCGGCUCCCCUGGCCCCGCUUCCGUGGCGGGGCCUGAACACCCAGUCUCCGCCCCCCUGCGCCCCGACACCGUCCUCACCUGCGAGUUCUGCGACUUCAGUUCAGGCUACAUGCAGAGCCUGCGGAGGCACUACCGUGACCGGCACGGCGGCAAGAAGCUCUUCAAGUGCAAGGACUGCUCUUUCUUCACCUGCUACAAGUCCUCCUUCACCAUGCAUGUGGAGGCGGGGCAUACCGGCCCCCCAGAGGAGGGUCCCAAAGACCUGCACUGUCCCUUCUGCCUCUACCACACCAAACACAAGAGUCACAUGAUCGACCACGUGCUGCUGCAUCGAGAGGAGCGGGUGGUACCGUUGGAGGUGUCUCGCUCCAAGCUGUCUCGCCACCUGGAGGGCGUGGUGUUCCGCUGUCACCAGUGCACGUUCACGUGCUCUAGUGACGAGAGUCUCCGGCAACACGUGCACAAGCACGACUCGGUAAAGCCGUACCAGUGCCAGCUCUGCUACUACGACACCAAGCACCAGGAGCAGUUGGAGGAACACCUGCGGGGCGAGCACAAGGUGAUGCGGAACUUUGAGCUGAUGGGUCGCGUGGACCUGGAACAGCUGGAGGCCUUGAAGGAGAAGAUGAGCAGCACUGAGGAGGAGGAAGAGGAGGAGGAGGAAGAGGAGGAGGAGGAAGAGGAGGAGGAGACGCCGGCAGAGCAAGAAGUCGAAGAGAAGAGGCCAGAGAGUGCAGGUGUAUCGGCAGCGAUGCCCCCGGGCGGUGCUGCUGCUGCUGACGUAGCGGGUGGAGCUGCCGUGGUCAGCAGCGGUGAGAAGCGCUUUCCCUGCGAGUUCUGUGGUCGAGCCUUCUCCCUCUGCUCCGAGUGGGAACGUCAUGUACUCCGUCACGGCAUGACCGUUAACAGCAGCGCGGCUGCGCUCAGCCCCGCCCCCGCCCUGCCGUCCGCACUUCAACCACCAAUUGGCUUAGUGCCUGUGACAGACGAGGGGUUGGACCUAUCCAGCAGCAUUAUGGAAGUCGAGAGACCGUGUCAGUCUGGCCAAUCGAAGAGUCCGCUUCAAUGCGAAGACGACAAAGAUACGCUGGAGACCAAAAACGACGCGCAAAGUGACAAGUGACGCAGAAACCGAGAGGCUCGAUAGGUGUGGAACCCUGCUGGCUUUAGGUCGUGUAAAACGGCGAGAGAAUGUAAUUUAUUGUUGCUGGAAAACAAAAAAGUAGGCUGCUUCAAAAACAAACAAAAAAACCCAACAAAAAACGAAAGAAAAAGAGAGAUGUUUGUCAUAAGAAGUUUUCAUGGCUUGUUAGAUUUUAAGUGUUAAACAUUGAUAUAUAGGUUGUGUUACAUCCUUGCUGUUUGCUAGAUUUCUGAUCCUUAAUGAGUGUCACUUGGUCCCAUAGGACAGAUGCUAAUAUAUUGGUAACCAAUAGUAACCAAUAGUCAAUGAAACUGUAAGGACUCCAUUCAGGUCAAAUCAUCAGUUCCUGUGUGUGGGUGUGUUGGUGGGUGGGUGUGGUGGGGGGUCUUUUCCUAUGUUUCCUUGGUGCAGUCUGACAACAAGCCCAGAUUCUUCUUGCCUUUUUGCCUCAUUUAUCUUUUGAAUACCGAUCACAAAAUCCUGGACCAGCUGCCAACAGCAGGACAUAACCCGUAAUACAUGCAAUGAUAUUACAUAUCUUCUUUAUCCCAAAUAAAGCAAUUUUACAUUUUAUUGACCCAUUCUGACACAUUUUGUAUAAGCUUAAAAGAAAACUCCACUGACAUUGACACUCGAGUCACAUGUUGCUUGUAUGUAUUUUUACAUAUGAGUAAGAGCAUCUCUGUAUCGUUUGCCUGGGUCUGGGCCGUGCUGGACUUUAUUUAUUCAGGAGGAAACGGUGUGGAGGAAACUUCCUACCUGUGACAGGUUCAAAAGGAAGUCUAUGAUUCGACUUGAAUGGUGACUUGCGGUUUCUGGGUUGUUUUUAUAGCCUUGUGUUAAUCUUUCUGUAGCUAAAUUCCUUCAGGAAUAGUUGCCAUCUUAUUUAUCUGUGUAUCAGACGUUUGAUUUUUAAACACGUUUUUAAGAUUUUGUUUUUGUUUGGUUUUUUUUGUUUUUUUACACUGGCCCCAAAUUUUGUAGCAAAUUGCUAGCGUAUUUUAUUUACUCGGUUCUUCGUCUUCGUUUCCAGCAUGUUCGGCACCCUCAUUUUGCCUCAUGUUUUGUUUUGUUUUAUUAUUUUCCGAACUCAGACGAAAAACAAGACUACUACAGUCAUUUCUAGUCCGGCACCUUUCGCCCCAUAGCCAACCUCUGCUGGCGAAAAACCGCUCUGUGUGCUGUGACUUUUGACCCUUUGCACGACUGCUCUACUGAUAAAAGACAACACAAAAUCGAGGAAGCAUGGCACUUGGGUUACUUCGUCUCCACCUUCGCCUCCACGGAGCAGCCUCCACACUGCCCUCUAGCCGUGGAAAGUGGAGGGGAUCUCCGAUGUCUCUAAUGGUGUGUGUGUACGUGUGUGUGUACGUGUGUGUGUACGUGUGUGUGUACGUGUGUGUGUACGUGUGUGUGUGUGUGUACGUGUGUGUACACGUGUGUGUACUCUUUUUCCGGAGUAGCUAAUCCCAGUCCUUUCGAGCAAGCAGUCGUGACAGGAAGUGACAAUAAUAGAGGACACUGGGACAUUUAGUGGAAACUCGAUGCACAAGAUGGCUUGCUCUCUUUUUGUUUGAGGACUUGUUUGGAAGUCUGGCAUUUGCUUAUCCUUAAAGAUGAAGAUUAAUAAGGCAGUGAUUGUAUGUGAUGGACUUUGCUGCUCAAAUACCCCAAAGCCUUAUUAGAUAUGUAUAGCAGUUGUUUGAAACUUGAUUCCAAACGCUUUCAUCCCAACUCUGGUUGGUGCAAUAAAGCAGUCAUCGUAUAUAUCACACUAUUGAUAACAGAACAACAACAACAAAAAAAAAACAAACAAACACCAGGAGCCAUGAAAUGACUGACACACACACACACACACACACACACACACACACACACACACACAAACGGGGGGGAAGUCUUCUUGGUACCAAACAUGUCCGCCAUGUGUCUGGCCUCCCAGCCCACGUUAGGCUGCGAGCCCUCAACACGAUCGUCUUUCCCAUCUCCUCUUUGUGCGGAGGGAGAACCCAGAUGGAUUCUGGGUACUCUGCAUGCAGUUCUUGCAGUCAUGUACAGAAAAAACCUCUCGUCAAGCGUUCGAGACUGUGGUGUUUCAGGAGGGAUGCUCUACCCUUUCCUUUAGGUGUCGUCAUAUUUAACAAACAGAUAAAAAGUGAAAAGGGAAAAAAAAGAAAAGCUUUUUUUCAGUUCUCCAAUGUUCAAGGCUGUUGUACAAUGUCUGGUUUAGGGGGAAAAAAUGUCCUUUUUGUUUUGUACUUAAAAAAUAAAACCUGGGGAAUAAAAGUUGGGCGCUGUAACUAGACUGUUCCCCCUUCCUUUAUAAGGACUGGUAUAACCUUUCUAAAAGACAAACCCAUAUAAAGAAACACAAAUAAGCUUUUGGAUGCCUGGCUGGCUCUCCAAUUCAUAACACACUGGAAACUUGUAUAUAUGAUUUAGAGGGUUUUUGUUGAUUUCUGUUUCUUCUCUCUUCUGACUGUUCAAACUUCCCCAUAGUUUGACUUACAGUAGCUCCUCCAUUUUGCCUAUUUCCUGUGAAACCCCGUUUCCUGACGCUGGGUUGUGAUGUUGACUAGAAUGGUUGUUUACAAUUUUAUUCAUUUCUGGAUAUUCUGUAAAUAUUGUAAUUCAUUGUUUUUUUUAACUUGUUAAUAAAGUUAUCAGAUAACAGCA
Messenger RNA from Electrophorus electricus (electric eel), 11469 nucleotides. The record is from RefSeq and is a predicted model, not a curated record. Lineage: Eukaryota; Metazoa; Chordata; Actinopteri; Gymnotiformes; Gymnotidae.